Oikopleura dioica is the source of this 456-nucleotide messenger RNA. The record is from the annotation of a GenBank genome assembly. NCBI's taxonomy places the organism in Eukaryota, Metazoa, Chordata, Appendicularia, Copelata, Oikopleuridae.
AUGAAACGAAAACAUGAAGGGGACGAGACGGACGUCUUCAAGCUUCAACUCGACAAUUCCACACAGCAACUAGAAAACACAUCUAUCCAGCAUCAGCAUCAAACAAAACGUGUCAAGCUGCUUUCUGAAGAUCUUGGAAGACCGUUAUCGCCAUGCUCAAAUUCCAGCUCAUCAGCCGCCUCUUCCAUCGCUUUCGGCCGCGGGGCUGGUCCUGAAUACUUCCAACUGGCACUGAGACUACCCUCAGGUCGACGACUCGCAAAUAUAAAAUACUCAGCAGAACGUACGCCUCUACAGAUCAUAACUGAAGUUAUUCCCGAAGCUAACCGCGCCACAAUUGCCCAUGAUUACACUGCCUUUAUAAACGAAGUUCCUAGACGUCAGCUUAUACUAGACGCACCCCUCUGGGCGCAGAACAUUCCCUCCCGGACAAUGAUUUUUAUCGAGGAGAACUAA